Molecule: messenger RNA, 236 nt
Organism: Candidula unifasciata
Lineage: Eukaryota; Metazoa; Mollusca; Gastropoda; Stylommatophora; Geomitridae
Source: the annotation of a GenBank genome assembly
GUGGUGAGGACUUUGACCAGCGCGUCAUGGAGCAUUUCAUCAAGUUGUACAAGAAGAAGAAGGGCAAGGAUAUCAGGAAGGAUAACCGUGCUGUCCAGAAACUUCGUCGUGAGGUUGAGAAGGCAAAGAGAGCCCUUUCCUCCGCUCACAGUGCCCGUCUGGAGAUUGAAGGAUUCUUUGAUAACGAGGACUUCUCUGAGGUGCUCACCCGUGCCAAGUUUGAGGAACUCAACAUG